This is a messenger RNA of Poeciliopsis prolifica (blackstripe livebearer), 1798 nucleotides long. It is a transcript of the gene xylb, whose product is annotated as xylulokinase homolog (H. influenzae). The record is from RefSeq and is a predicted model, not a curated record. NCBI's taxonomy places the organism in Eukaryota, Metazoa, Chordata, Actinopteri, Cyprinodontiformes, Poeciliidae. Gene Ontology annotation, molecular function: D-xylulokinase activity. Gene Ontology annotation, biological process: xylulose metabolic process; D-xylose metabolic process. Gene Ontology annotation, cellular component: cytosol.
CCCGCCCCUAGGGCUCAGUGCGCAUGCGCCUAUCAGCGGCAUGGCAGCAGAACCGGACUCUCCUCUCUACCUGGGCCUGGACUUCAGCACCCAGCAGCUGAAGGCGGUGGCCAUCGAUGGAGACCUGCGCCCGGUCCAUCAGGUCAGCCUGCAGUUUGACUCUGAGCUACCUGAGUUCAGGACUCAGGGAGGAGUUCACAUCCAUCCUGACGGGCUGACGGUCACCUCACCUGUGCUCAUGUGGGUCAAGGCUCUGGACCUGCUGCUGGACAGGAUGAAGGGGGGGUUCGGGUUCUCCCGGGUCCGGGCGCUGUCCGGUUCCGGCCAGGUGAGGCUCUGGGUUCUGGGAGUGGCUUCGCCAGAACCGGACCAAAACCCUUCCUCUUCCUCCUCAGCAAAUGGCGCCGUGUUCUGGAGGACUGGAGCGGCUUGGACUCUGGCCCAGCUGGACCCGGGUCAGAACCUGCACCAGCAGCUGAAGCACAGCUUCUCGGUCCAGGACAGUCCCGUGUGGAUGGACUCCAGCAGCGGGCCGCAGUGUGAUGCCCUGCAGGAGGCAGCAGGGGGCGCCAUGAGGCUGGCAGACAUCACUGGAUCCAGAGCCUACGAGCGCUUCACAGGAAACCAGAUCUCCAAAGUGCGGCAGACCCGACCGGACCAGUUCCAGGACACUGAGAGGAUCUCAUUGGUCAGCAGCUUUGGGGCGUCUCUCUUCCUGGGUCGCUAUGCUGCCAUCGACUACAGCGAUGGUUCUGGGAUGAAUCUGUUGGACAUCCGGGACAGGAAGUGGUCUCAGGUCUGCCUGGACGCCACGGCAACCAACCUGGAGCGCCUGCUGGGACAGCCGUGUCCGUCCACCGCCGUCCUGGGCCCGGUCUCGUCCUUCCUGCAGCGUCGCUAUGGUUUCUCUGGGAGCUGCAGCGUCAUGGCGUUCACUGGAGACAACCCAGCGUCUCUGGCAGGAAUGCGUCUCCAUCAGGGGGACAUGGCGGUCAGCCUGGGGACGAGCGACACUCUGUUCCUGUCCCUCUCUGAGCCGCGUCCGUCCCUGGAGGGACACGUCUUCUGCAGCCCGGUGGAGCCGGACGGCUUCAUGGCUCUGCUCUGCUUUAAGAACGGAUCUCUGACCCGGGAACGAGUCCGGAACCGGUGCUGCUCCGGGUCCUGGGGUUUCUCCCAGGCGCUGGACGGGACGCCGUUGGGGAACCACGGCAACAUUGGCUUUUAUUUUGACAUGGAGAUCAUGCCUCCCGCCGUCGGUCUGCAUCGCUUCGAUGCCAACGACCGCCAGGUGUCCUCCUGGAGUCCAGAGCUGGAGGUCCGGGCUCUGGUGGAGGGACAGUUUCUGUCCCGCCGGCUCCACGCUGAGAGACUCGGAUACUCCAUCGGGUCCGGCAGUCGGGUUCUGGCCACCGGCGGCGCUUCAGCCAACAGGCAGAUCCUGCAGGUUCUGUCCGACGUCUUCAACGCUCCGGUUUACACCAUUGACCUGUCGGACUCCGCCUGCUUAGGCUCCGCCUACCGAGCCCUCCACGGUUUAGUGGCGGAUUCUGGAGUCUCCUUCCUGGACCUGCUGAGGAAUGCUCCAGAACCUCAGCAGGUGUGUCGCCCGCACCGCGCCGCUCCGCAGGUUUACGACCCGAUGUUGAGGCGCUACGCUGAACUGGAGCAGAAGGUUCUGGAGAAGAGCCGCACCUGAGACCGGCCGGCCAAUCAGAAGGCUGCGUUGGACCUCAUGGUUUCCAUGGUGACUGGUUCUGCUCUCUAAUUGGUCGGAUCCGAUGGUUCUGGAUCCCAG